AUGCUGCCAGUCGUAAUACCAGUAUGGUGCUGGGGCGAGUCGUGGAGCCACGCGCACCACGUGCACCUGCUGACCGCCCUCCUCGGCUUGCACGUCAUCUUCAGCGUCAACAGCCUGGCGCACGCCGGCGACCGCAAGCCCUACGACACCACCUACACGCCCGUCGAGAACACCUUCCUGUACAUGCUCCUCUUUGGAGAGGGACAUCACAACUAUCACCACGCUUUCCCAUCCGAUUAUCGAAAUUCUGAGUUUGGAUUUAAUUAUUUUAAUUAUUCGACUGCUUUAAUCGAGUUGUUCGCGAAGGUUGGUUGGGCGUACGACUUAAGACCGGCGAGUCCCGACAUUAUCGCCAAGAGAGCGCACAGGACCGGGGAUGGAUCUCGCACGUGCCAGUGA
Cydia splendana is the source of this 399-nucleotide messenger RNA. RefSeq names its product acyl-CoA Delta(11) desaturase-like. Gene Ontology annotation, molecular function: iron ion binding; stearoyl-CoA 9-desaturase activity. Bases 1 to 399 code for a protein of 132 amino acids. The transcript has a single exon. Gene Ontology annotation, cellular component: endoplasmic reticulum membrane. Gene Ontology annotation, biological process: unsaturated fatty acid biosynthetic process. The record is from RefSeq and is a predicted model, not a curated record. NCBI's taxonomy places the organism in Eukaryota, Metazoa, Arthropoda, Insecta, Lepidoptera, Tortricidae.